Messenger RNA from Williopsis jadinii, 1308 nucleotides. Its product is annotated as tRNA lysidine(34) synthetase. Gene Ontology annotation, molecular function: ATP binding; ligase activity, forming carbon-nitrogen bonds. NCBI's taxonomy places the organism in Eukaryota, Fungi, Ascomycota, Saccharomycetes, Phaffomycetales, Wickerhamomycetaceae. The transcript has a single exon. Gene Ontology annotation, biological process: tRNA processing. Bases 1 to 1308 code for a protein of 435 amino acids. The record is from RefSeq and is a predicted model, not a curated record.
AUGUCCUUACAAACAACCUUCAACGCUUCACUGGCUCAGAUCUUUCGCCAGGGCCUGCCUCAGAAGAUAGCUGUCGCCCUCAGUGGUGGCGUGGACUCAAUGUGUCUCACACAUCUGCUCCAUAACUCGAAACGGAUACUGAACCACAACGUUGAGAUCUAUCCAAUCAUGAUAAACCACAACCUACGUCCAAACAGCCGUGCCGAGAUCCCACUGGUGAGAAGCGAGCUCACCAAGCUGGGGUUGCAGAACAACUUUCUCACCAAGGAGCUGAACUUUGACGAGCUUGAAGGGAAUUCGUUUGAGGAGAUGGCCCGGUUGAAAAGGUACAAUGCCCUGCAAGACCUGUGCCAGCCACUGGGGAUCCACCACAUUCUUCUGGGACACCACCUGGAUGACCAACUUGAGACGUUUAUCCUGCGCUUGUUGAAGAACUCCGGGGUCUUUGGGCUUGCUGGUAUGAGUCCCGUGUCCAAAGUCCCCACGGUCUCACCGGAGAAACUGAAAGCCGUGAGACCACUCCUGGGCGUGACCAAGAGCGAGAUUAUCCAGUACUGUAAGGACAACAACGUCUCAUGGGUUGAAGACCAUACCAAUUUUGAGGAAGUUGCUCUCAGAAACGUUGUCAGAAAGUGGGUCAAGGAACACGAGGACGUGAAGUAUGAAAGCUUACAGAAUUUCAGUAAGGUCAAAGCGUUCACGCACACGGUCGACUCCAAGGCGUCGGCCUUGAAAGAGGCAGCCGAGAUCAACUCCUCUGCUCUGGGGACGAUCACCGUGAAGUUCACCAGAGACCAACUGAAGAACUCUUCUGAUUUGGUCGUUGCUCGUAUGCUCUUCAAAGUGAUGUAUCCAAUCUCACCAUCCACCAAUUACCAUUACAGCUUUAACAAGCUGCUGGCUUCGAUUCCAAAAUUGAGAACGUCUUCGGAGACAAGCUUUACCCUGUUGCAAUUACAAUGGGAUCUGAAACCCACAGAAUCUGGUGUGGAGCUGACAGUUUCCAGACAGAACCCAACUACGCCUGUGGAGUACGAGCUGACGGUUCCUGCGAACGGCACGAGCGAAGACAUCCUCUUUGAUAACAUCUAUUGGAUAAAGAUCCACAACAACAGCGACACCAGCAAGUCAUUCACCGUUAAGACGCUGGAUAAGGACGACCGUGGCCGGUUCGUUUCUUUACCAUUGGGCUUUAAAUACAGUGAAAUGAAGAACAAACCAGUUGUUGUGGAAAACGACAAGGUUCUGGGCUUUGCCCAAGACUUGGACUUUGUCGAGUGCCAAAUCAAGGAGAAUAUCUAUGAGUGA